UUACACGCGUGGCUUGUCUCCGUUCUUGCAGAGUAUAAGACAGGAGAGGACCGUAGCAAUUUCAAAGUUUACAGGAGGGUCUCACCCCUGCAGAUGAUGACCGAUCGAGCCAAUCACAUCAGCGUUGCCAUGACUGAGGACCUCACGUCCACCAAUGGGACGCCUAGGACCAAGGUCAUGACCAGCAGCACCACGGUGGAGCUGAACAAGCUGCAGCCCCGGGGCUCCACGGUCAGCUUCCACAGCAUCCAGUACAAGGUGAAGCUGAAGACUGGACCGCUCUGCAAGAGGAAGAACACUGGCAGGGAGAUUCUGGUGGACCUCAAUGGCAUCAUGAGACCAGGCCUAAAUGCUAUUCUAGGACCCACUGGAAGUGGAAAGUCCUCGUUCCUGGACGUUCUAGCAGCCAGGAAGGACCCCUCUGGUCUCUCAGGGGAGGUGCUGAUCGACGGGGCACCACAACCACCCAACUUCAAGUGCCUCUCCGGCUAUGUUGUCCAGGACGACGUGGUGAUGGGGACUCUGACGGUGAGGGAGAACCUGCGAUUCUCUGCAGCGCUGCGUCUGCCCCGCUCCGUGCCCCAGAAAGAGAAGGAGGCCAGGGUCAACAACCUCAUCACUGAGCUAGGCCUCACCAAGGUGGCCGACGCUAAGGUUGGUACCCAGAUGAUCCGGGGGAUCUCUGGAGGGGAGCGGAAGAGGACCAACAUCGGCAUGGAGCUCAUCAUCGACCCCUCUGUUCUCUUCUUGGAUGAACCCACCACGGGCCUGGACGCUAGCACCGCUAACUCUGUCCUACUGCUGCUCAAAAGGAUGGCCAAUCACGGACGCACCAUCAUCAUGUCCAUCCACCAACCGCGUUACUCCAUCUACCGGCUGUUCGACUCCCUGACCCUGCUAGUCAGCGGCAAACAGGUGUACCAUGGGCCGGCCCAGAAUGCACUGGACUAUUUCGCCAACAUAGGUUACGCCUGCGAGGCCCACAACAACCCAGCCGACUUCUUCCUAGACGUCAUCAACGGAGACUCUACUGCCACUGCUAUGAACAAGAUUCAGGGAGAAGACAUUGACUUUGAGGAGCUUAGUGGCUCCAAGCAGACCAUCGAGGAGCGUCUAGUGGAGGAGUACAGGAACUGCUCCUACUUCAGAGACACACAGGCCGAACUGGAGAGGAUCGCCCAGGGAAAGCAGUACACCACCAAGCCCACGUCCCGUACCAUCACCUACAACAGCUCCUUCUUCACCCAGCUCCACUGGGUCCUAGGGAGAACCUUCCGGAACCUGGCGCUGAACCCCCAGACCUCUGUGGCACAGCUGGGAGUCACCAUUUUCCUGGCUCUUAUUGUGGGCGCCAUUUUCUUCAGGGUGAAGGACGAUCAGAGUGGAAUACAGAACAGGAUCGGUGCUCUGUUCUUUAUCACCACCAACCAGUGUUUCAGCACGCUGUCCGCUGCCGAGCUCUUCAUCACAGAGAGGAAGCUGUUUGUCCAUGAGUACAUCAGCGGGUAUUACAGAGUCUCAGUCUACUUCCUGUCCAAGAUCCUGUCUGACAUCAUCACCCUGCGCACCAUCCCCGCCAUCAUCUUCAGCUGCGUGGUCUACUUCAUGAUAGGUUUCAAAGCCACUCCGGCAGCCUUCUUCAUCUUCAUGUUCACUGUGACUCUGGUGGCCUACACAGCCACUGCCAUGACCAUGGCCAUCUCUGCCGACCAGAGCGUGGUGGCACUGGCCAACAUCUUCAUGACCAUCAGCUUCGUCUUCAUGAUG
Molecule: messenger RNA, 1767 nt
Organism: Coregonus clupeaformis (lake whitefish)
Lineage: Eukaryota; Metazoa; Chordata; Actinopteri; Salmoniformes; Salmonidae
Product: broad substrate specificity ATP-binding cassette transporter ABCG2-like
Cellular component (GO): plasma membrane
Molecular function (GO): ATP hydrolysis activity; ATP binding; ABC-type transporter activity
Source: RefSeq, a predicted model, not a curated record